AUGUCCGCAGGAGGUUCUCAGCAAGCUCCGCUAACUCUUCACGGUGUAGGAGAGGGCACUGGAGAGACCGGAUGGGUGGCUCACGACGAAGACGAACAGAAACGCACCAACGCACAUGACGCACAACCCCAGUCGUUUGCCCCCCGCGGGCCCUCGACUCUGCAAUCCAAGCUCAAGAAGAAGCUGCCUCGUCCUCUCCGCCUGAACCUCCCGCAGCACGGGACGGUGCACCGCCUGCAUAGCGCAUAUUCCCGCGUCGUCGAUUCGAGGCUCGGCACCGCCGACAAUGCUCGCUUCCUCGAGCACUUCCGUUACAUCAUCGUCGCCUCGCAGUUGCUGAGCGAGCACACCGGCCAGGGCACCUUCGCCUUCCCCUCCGCUCAGGGCGGCCCCCAGGCCGUCGAGUACAAGGGCGCCUCGGUGGGUGUGGUGGGCGCCUCAGCGACUGGCGCAGGAGCUUUCAUCAUGGUCCUGUUGAUACACUGGGCAACCAAGCGGAACGGAUUCAGCGUCGGACGGCUGUUCCUGGUUGUCGUGUCACUCGGCGUCGGCCUGACGGUUGCCUUCACACAUGUGAGGCGACAGUGGCUGCAGCAUUUGCGGCACCGUGUGGUCAACACGGCCUCGACCCUCAUCGCCAAUCUGCAGACGUUUGACACUGCCACGUCCUCGGCUCUCAUGCUCGUCCAAGAGGUCGAGCUGGUCUCUCGCGGCUAUCGACUGAGCAUGCCCAUGCCACCAAUUACCAGACUUGACGACAAAGGACAGGCCAGGCGCUGCGCGCGACUGCGGCGCAUACUACGAAGCGAAUUUGCAGCUACCAUCCCCGUGUUCAAGGAUGCUUGCGCGAAGCUGCGUGCACUUGUCGAGCCGGAUGACCUCGAGAGAUAUCUCGACGUCUACGACAUCACCACGCAGGACAUGGAGGAAGCUGUGUUAGGGUACACCGAGGGCGAAUUCGAUGACGGGGAGAGCCUCAAGGCAUUGCGCAUCCUCCAGUUCCGUCUCGCCACGCUCCGAAGGAUGUUUUUGAGUUCGCUGUUGGCUCUCGAAGCCGAUGGAGGAAGAGCCGACUUUGGCCGCUGGCGGCCUGCCGUCGAGGUCAUGGAAAACGUUAACGAGAUGGUCAUUAAGUGGUGCGAGAAGAUCAAUCGCAUCCUUAGCGAAGAAGAGCAAUUCUCUAUGCCGUCGCCCCAGCAAAAGGUCCCCGCCACGCCGGACAAGGAACGCCUCCGUUCGCAGGUACGCAAGCUCAGCGAGCUCUCGCAAGGCAUCCGUGGCCUGCAAGCCAAGAUGCAAGUUUUACGCGAAGAAUCGAACAAAAGUCUCGAAGAAUCCGUCGAAGUGACCGAGCUUGGCUCGAGCCUAAUGACGCAGUACGAUUCGCUCGGCACCGACCUGAAAAGUCUCGUUCAAGCAUGGGAAUCUGGAAAAGCAUCCCUUGCGCUCAACAUCGACCGACAUGAGCGGCGCGUCUCGCAAGCCUCGUCAAGCGGCGGCCUCCGCUCCCCCGUCCCAAGCCUGGGCGGUCUCACCGCCGUCGAGGAGAACGGCAGUCCCUCAGACGCCCUGCGCGCGCUCAACGGCGAUGGGUAUUCAUCAGGCGGUAGCGCGUCGGACGAGGAGGUGUUUGAAGCAAUUGCGCUGCCGCGCCAGCGGAACACGAUGACGCGCGAUGAACGGAUUGCUAAGAUGCACGAGGACCGCGCGAGGCAGCAGACGCUGCGGGAGUCGCGCGAGGCGACGUCAUCUAUGAUGAGAGAGCUGGAGUCGGUUAUGGCGCUCAGGCCGAGGGGGACAGGUCGCAGGCCGGUGACGUUUGCGGGGAGGCUGUCCUCAUUGUAG
This is a messenger RNA of Aplosporella prunicola CBS 121167, 1845 nucleotides long. RefSeq lists its product as uncharacterized. Gene Ontology annotation, biological process: cell-cell adhesion. Lineage: Eukaryota; Fungi; Ascomycota; Dothideomycetes; Botryosphaeriales; Aplosporellaceae. Gene Ontology annotation, cellular component: plasma membrane. Gene Ontology annotation, molecular function: myosin binding. The coding region runs from base 1 to 1845 and encodes 614 amino acids. The record is from RefSeq and is a predicted model, not a curated record. The transcript has 4 exons.